Messenger RNA from Sphaeroforma arctica JP610, 3955 nucleotides. RefSeq lists its product as hypothetical. The record is from RefSeq and is a predicted model, not a curated record. Lineage: Eukaryota; Ichthyosporea; Ichthyophonida. The transcript is spliced from 3 exons. Bases 55 to 3804 code for a protein of 1249 amino acids.
CAAAACUGAAUACAGUACAAGUUUCUGUAUCCCGUAUAUUCUAUUCUACCAAAGAUGCAAAACGCACUGAAGAGUGUCUUUGCGUCCCUGUUGGUGAUUUCACUGACUGGGGUGACACUCGCUCAAGAAGUGGACGGGUGUCUCGAUGAGAAUGCCUGUUUUGGUGGAGAAUGCACUGCCACAGAUUUGGCAACAGGUGCUUUCGAAUGCGAAUGCCCAGAUGGGUUUUCGCCGUUAACAAAUUGCGAGACUAGUAUUUGCGAAACUAAUGCCGAUUGUACCGAAACGCAGGAUUGCAUAGAUGAUGUGUGCAUAUUUCAGGAAGAUCCCUGUGCGGACUGUACCGAAACACAGGAUUGCGUAGAUGAUGUGUGCGUAGAUCAGGAAGAACCAGAAGUUGAAGAUCAGGAACAGCCAGAAGUUGAAGAUCCAUGUGCGGACUGUACUGAAACUCAGGAUUGCGUAGAUGGUAUGUGCGUAGAAAAGGAAGAACCAGAAGUUGAAGAUCAGGAACAGCCAGAAGUUGAAGAUCCAUGUGCGGACUGUACCGAAACUCAGGAUUGCGUAGAUGAUGUGUGCGUAGAUCAGGAAGAACCAGAAGUUGAAGAUCAGGAACAGCCAGAAGUUGAAGAUCCAUGUGCUGACUGUACCGAACCUCAGGAUUGCGUAAGUGGUGUGUGCGUAGAUCAGGAAGAACCAGAAGUUGAAGAUCAGGAACAGCCAGAAGUUGAAGAUCCAUGCGCGGACUGUACUGAAACUCAGGAUUGCGUAGGUGGUGUGUGUGUAGAAAAGGAAGAACCAGAAGUUGAAGAUCAGGAACAGCCAGAAGUUGAAGAUCCAUGUGCGGACUGUACCGAAACUCAGGAUUGCGUAAGUGGUGUGUGCGUAGAUCAGGUAGAACCAGAAGUUGAAGAUCAGGAACAGCCAGAAGUUGAAGAUCCAUGUGCGGACUGUACUGAAACUCAGAAUUGCGUAGAUGGUGUGUGCGUUGAAAAGGAGAACCAGAAGUUGAAGAUCCAUAAUUGCGUAGAUGGUGUGUGCGUUGAAAAGGAAGAACCAGAAGUUGAAGAUCCAUGUGUGGACUGUACCGAAACUCAGGAUUGCGUAAGUGGUGUGUGCGUUGAUCAGGAAGAACCAGAAGUUGAAGAUCAGGAACAGCCAGAAGUUGAAGAUCCAUGUGCGGACUGUACUGAAACUCAGGAUUGCGUAGAUGGUAUGUGCGUAGAUCAUGAAGAACCUGAAGUUGAAGAUCAGGAACAGCCAGAAGUUGAAGAUCCCUGUUCAAACUGCACCGAUACUCAGGAGUGCGUAGACAAUGUAUGCGUUGACCAGGAAGAGCCAGAAGUUGAAGACCCCUGUGCAAACUGUACCGAGACUGAGCAGUGCGUAGAUGAGGCAUGCGUAGAUUUGGAUCCGUGUGCUAAUUGCACUGCACAAGAGAUCUGUGUUGAAGGAGUAUGUAGCACACCCAUUUGUGAUGGUGACUCUGACUGUCAAAAUGGCGGAACCUGUGAUGUCGUUAAUGGUACCUGUUCCUGUGCCACCGGUUUUGAGGGCGACAACUGUGAAACCCCGAUUGCAUCUUCUUGUGCCUGUACUGCAGAGGAGAUCUGUGUGCUGGGACAGUGCGUGGCUCGUAACUGUGCUACCGACGCCGAUUGUCAAAAUAACGGAACAUGUGUUGCUGAUACUGGAAAUUGCACCUGCGUUUCAGGCUUCGAAGGUCCUACGUGCAGUAUCGCAAUCGACCAAUGCCUUGGAAUCUGCACUGAAAAUCAAGAGUGCAUCAACGGUGCCUGUGUAGAAAAAAAACCGGAGAAAAUCACCUGCGGUGUUGCUACCGAAGAAUUGGUAGUCAAAUGUAAAGUCGACCAAACAGUUGAGACAGGUGUUGAAUGCUGUCGAUCUGAUGAUAGCAAGUGCGAAGGCCUCCCUAUGUGUAAGUCAGAACUAUGCUGCAAAGACCCAGCACCACCCAGCGCUGCUCCCACAGUAUCCCCAAUGCCGUCACCUCAGCCUCAGGAUAUCACAUGCGGAGAGAAGUACAAGGAAGGUGGUCUAAGAUGUGAUAAUCUUAGUGUUGAAUCUGUAGAGACAGGUAAAAAGUGUUGCCGAGAGUACGGCAAAUGUGGUAGUCUGUCUCACUGUUCAAAUGAUUUCUGCUGCAAAGUUAAGCCCAGUCCCAAGCCAAGUCCCUCUGCACCACCAAAAUGUGAGGGAGCUGAUGAUCGAGGUAAAUGUCCAGAGCCUGUAGAUCACCACGUCUCGUGCAUAACAGGAGUGUAUGAAGGUCACGUGAAAUGCAAAACAAGCGAGUCCGUUUUGUAUCAAGAAUCAUGCUGUCGUUUCGCAGGUAAGUGUGGAAGUUUGAAGACUUGCACUUCAGGCAACUGCUGUACAACGGACGCCACGCCCCUACCAUCGCCAUCGAAGAAGCCACAAGCACCUAGUUACAAGAUUAAGUGUGAGAAUAAGUAUGGCCUCGAGUGUUAUGAGGGAUACGACAAGAAGGAUGACACUCAGUGCUGCAAAUACAGGGGUGUAUGCGGAAGCACGCCAUACUGUAACAAGAAGCAAUGUUGUCAACUCAAACCUGACGAGAUCGCCAAGCCUGUACUUCCCGUAGAUACCGUAGGUGCCUGCUGGUGUGACGGCGUAGUUCUGAACAACAGGUGUUACCCUACUCUCGAGUCUGCGAUUGCGCGAGCAGUGAAUGAUGAUGUAAUCUACAUUGCCAAUAAUGUCACAGUUGAGAACCCCAUUGAUUUCGAUACGGAUUUAGUGUUUGCUGGUGUCACUUGUGAAAAGGACAGAGAGAUGCGCGCCCAUAUCGUUGCUGAUUUUGACUCUGACACCGCGGCCAUACUGCAUGCCAGCAACAAGGAGGAACAGCAUGUGAGUAUCCAGUACUUGGGUGUCACUGCCAAGGACGGUAAAUCUGCCGCCUUUUUCCACGGACUAGGAGAAGAGGAGAACGCAGGAGACCAGAAGUUGAGUCUCGAGUUGACCAACGUGGUCGUUUUCAAUAUGCACUCAACACGUCCGGGCGUGGGUGUGUGGAUGGGUCAAUCCGCCGGUCUGAUUGUCGAUCCCGACUGCGUGUUCAUCAACCUCACUAUGAGUAGCAAUGACGACGAUAGAUAUGCAGGAGGAGCUGCAAUCGCGGUCAAAUACUUGCCAUCAAAGGCUAGUAUAGUGAUUGGUGGUACAUUCGCUAACAACUCGGCGUUUUACCGCGAAGGUUCUAAACACAGUGGUGGCGGUGCCAUCUGGAUGGAUUGGAUAGAGGGUAGCACCAUCUUCACAGCUCAGUUCCUGAACAACAGCGCCAAUCAGGGUGGUGCUGUGAUGGUCCAGGAAGUGCUCGGUAACAUGAUUGUUGACGGACUGUUCCAGGACAAUCGUGCAAUCGAUGAUGGUUACGGCUCACGAGCCGGAGCAUUCCGCUUGUGGAAACUGAGAGAGGGUUCGCAGGUUUUGAUCAACGGCACCUUCAUUGACAAUAUCGCUCAAGGUCGUGGUGGUGUUGUUGCCACCAACAUACACGAGGAGGAUUCUGUUCUCAUAUUCGACGGUAUAUUCCAGAGCAACGUCGCCACUGAUGUUGGUGGAGUUUGGAGUCGAUGGUCCAAUGACGCUUUCGAAGGCAGAGUUAUUCUUGACGGUGAGUGUACUUUCGAGGGCAACCGCGCGUUUAGUGACUUCGAUCAGUCGGAUAUCUACAGCAUCUCUGGCACCAGAAGGGACAAGUAUUCCGAGAAAGAAUGGGAAACACGUGAUAGUCGUACACUAUACAUAGAUUAAGCGCGCCUGUCAAGGUAUUUUGAGGGUACAAACUUGUACCAAAGAGUGACCCUAGGUUGUAUUAGUAGGGGAAAACCAAUUAACAUCCGACACAGUAUCGGCGAAUGCAUGCCGAAUUGCAACGUCAAUAGAUAAAAAUCAUUAAAAAAUA